AUGGGGAACUUUUACAGCGCUCUCAAGACCGUCUGCUGUCCCACUUCGUCUGGGUCGCCGUACCUCCUCAGUGCAGAUGGGAACACAAUGAUCUCUGACAAAGAAAAGUUACUUGAGCGCUGGUCCGAAAACAUCAGCAGUGUACACAACCGACCAUCAACCAUCAAUGAAGAAGCCAUUGCAAGACUACCAAAGUACCAGUCGACAACACAUUGGAGGUUCUACCAACUUGAAAAAUUACCAAAGACAAUAAGCGCUUCUCAAGCGGCAACGCACCUGGUGCCGACUCCAUCCCGGUUGAGGUCUCUGUCUUUGGUUGCCAAAACUGGAGGAAAUUGCACUGGCCUCAUAUUCAGAUCUAUCUAUCUAUCUAUCUAUCUAUCUAUCUAUCUAUCUAUCUAUCUGUCUAUCAUAGUCUGUUCAUAUCUACCUAUCUAUCUGUCUAUCUAUUCACAACUCCCUCUCUCAACCUCUGUCACUCGGACACUUUUUAUCUAUCUAUCUAUCUAUCUAUCUAUCUAUCUAUCUAUCUAUCUAUCUAUCUAUCAUAUCUUUUUAUCUAUCUAUCUAUAUCUAUCUAUCUAUCUAUCUAUCUAUCUAUCAAUCUAUCAUAGUCUGUUCAAUCUACCUAUCUAUCUGUCUAUCUAUUCACAACUCCCUCUCUCAAUCUCUCUAUCACUUUCUCUAUCUAUCUAUCUGUAUUUCUUUUUUCUUUCUUUCUGCGUGUCUUUUUUCUAUCUCUAUGUAAGUAUUAUAUUCCUAUCUAUCUAUCUAUCUAUCUAUCUAUCUAUCUAUCUAUCUAUCUAUCUAUCUAAGUUUCUUUCUUUAUUGAUUUCUUUCAUUUUAGAAUUGUGUACUGAGAAGCUUUCGGUCCAAUCCAAUUCUCAAGCUUACCGGAAAAUAUUAAAUAUUUAUAAUAUUAACGUUUGUAUUUUUCUCAUCUAUCUAUCUAUCUAUCUAUCUAUCUAUCUAUCUAUCUAUCUAUCUAUCUAUCCCACUUUGUUCAUAUCUAUCUAUCUAUCUAUCUAUCUAUCUAUCUAUCUAUCUAUCUAUCUAUCUGAUUGCCACAUCUUAUCCAGAUAA
Messenger RNA from Acanthosepion pharaonis, 1083 nucleotides. NCBI's taxonomy places the organism in Eukaryota, Metazoa, Mollusca, Cephalopoda, Sepiida, Sepiidae. The record is from the annotation of a GenBank genome assembly.